This is a messenger RNA of Penicillium digitatum Pd1, 657 nucleotides long. Its product is annotated as Mpv17/PMP22 family protein. The record is from RefSeq and is a predicted model, not a curated record. Gene Ontology annotation, cellular component: cytoplasm; membrane. NCBI's taxonomy places the organism in Eukaryota, Fungi, Ascomycota, Eurotiomycetes, Eurotiales, Aspergillaceae.
AUGACCUCGCCCCUGAUUGUGACGUUCGUGCAGGCGACCGUUUUGAACGCCGUCUCCAACAUCCUCGCGCAGCUGAUUGAUCAGCGCAACAACAAAGCUCCAUUUACUCUAAACACAGUGGCUCUCCUCCAAUUUCUGGGCUAUGGCAUCUUAAUUGUGGCCCCCAAUUUCUACUGGCAACGCGCUCUGGAAGCGCGUUAUCCAGGAGUUCCUUCGCGUUCCGAGCUCUCUGAUGCAUUCAGUGUCCAAUCGCUGAAAUCAAUCUUUUCACCCCGCUCAUGGCUUUCCCUCUUUUCAAGGUCUCACCAGGAUGAUUCACUCCCUAGCCACAAGGAGAAAGAAAAGCAUGUCCAACGGCCGCAGAUAUCCGGGCUGCGUAGCUUCUUCAUGAAAUUCUUCUAUGAUCAAACCGCAGCCUCGAUCGUGAAUCUUGUGUUAUUUGUGAUUGUCAUCAAUCUGCUGAAGGGAGAGACUCUGGCAAAAUCGUGGGAGUUGGUUGUUUUGGAUUUCCGGCCUCUUAUGAUUGCCCGUCUGAAGUAUCGGCCAGUUGUUUCAGUCUUAAUGUACACAGUCAUUCCUGUAGAUCGACGAGUGGUCUUCGCAAGUGCAUGUGGUGUGAUCUGGGGUGUUUAUUUGAGCUUAUAUGCGGGGGUUUAG